AGUCAGACUAGGCCCGAGACUGGAAGCGACGCGGAAAUGGGGGCGGCGGCCGCCGAGGCCGACCGCACUCUGUUCGUGGGCAACCUGGAGACGAAGGUGACGGAGGAGCUCCUCUUCGAGCUGUUCCACCAGGCUGGGCCAGUAAUAAAGGUGAAAAUCCCAAAAGAUAAAGAUGGCAAACUGAAACAGUUUGCAUUCGUGAAUUUCAAACACGAAGUGUCCGUUCCUUACGCCAUGAAUCUUCUCAAUGGAAUCAAACUUUUCGGGAGGCCUAUCAAAAUUCAGUUUAGAUCAGGAAGUAGUCACGCCUCUCAGGAUGCCAGUGUGUCAUAUCCCCAGCAUCAUGUUGGAAAUUUAAGCCCCACCUCCACAUCUCCUAACAGCUAUGAAAGGACUGUGGGUAACGUGACUCCAUCAGCGCAGAUGGUUCAGAGGUCCUUCUCUUCUCCAGAAGAUUAUCAGCGGCAAGCAGUAGUAGAUGAACAAUGUUUUCAGACAGAUGUCAUAUGUUGGGAAAUUUGGUUCUCCACAUGCAGAUCAGUCGGGAUUUUCGCCAUCAGGUCAAUCACACGCUCAUACCUUUAA
Molecule: messenger RNA, 585 nt
Organism: Peromyscus maniculatus bairdii (prairie deer mouse)
Lineage: Eukaryota; Metazoa; Chordata; Mammalia; Rodentia; Cricetidae
Gene: Rbm7
Product: RNA binding motif protein 7
Biological process (GO): regulation of alternative mRNA splicing, via spliceosome
Cellular component (GO): nucleus
Molecular function (GO): single-stranded RNA binding
Source: RefSeq, a predicted model, not a curated record